AUGACAACAACGCUCAGCCCAGACCAGGCGCGCGCACUAUGGGAAGCGGGCGGGUUUGCCCUCCUCACUGGCUUGCCCAUGGGCAGCGAGACGGGCAUGGACGGGACGUUCCACACGAUCAAUGUCUUUGCAGGCCACAAAUUUGUGCCUCCAGGCCUGCACAGCGUCGUGUGGUCGGCCACUCCUACCAGCAGCUCGAGCACAACAACGCCUUCCUCCACUGAAGGUAAACCCCAGUCCGAGGCGUCAGCGUCGGCAGACAUUGCCGCGGCCUUUCCCAUCCGCUCUGCGUUCUUGCACUUUUGGCAACCCAAAGAACGCGUCGUGUUACACUAUGACCCGGCCACAGAGUCCACCACGCGCAAGCCUGGAUCCCCGCCCAUCGACGAGGCAGAGCUGCAGGCGCUCGACCCGCAAAUGGCCCCAUACCCCUUCGCCCAGCUUGCGGCGUGGAAGAGCCUCAGCACGCACAUCACGCCGCCGGUGCUGGUGCGCGUCUGCCCCAGCGGGCGGGUGGACAGCCUGACUGCCGCCGCUGGCGAAGAGGGUGACGAGAUCAAGGAGCUGCGCGCCGCCGUCAACAAGGGUGCUGCUACCAACGCCGCCGCGGGCGAGCCACUCGCGUUCCCGGUCUUUGACCUCAAGCGGUCCUGGAACGAGGGCGCGAGUGGCGAAGAGGUCACGCGCUGGUCUAGGGAUAAGAGCAUGUUGCUCGCGCGCGUGUGCGCCGAAGUGGGAGGACCCGCCGCACUCCUCGGCCACCUCCAACUAUCCCACAUCCUCGUCUCGCAGGUGUGGAGCUACGCGUCUCUGAGCCCAUACAAGCGUCUCCUCCGGCUGCUGUGUCGCUCCGAAUCAGCCCUCGCAGACCCCGCUGCCGUCGGCCUCCCACAGUCUACGCGCGACGUCUACAUCGCCCUCUUGUCCACCCUCGCGGCCCAGCUGCGCGCCCUCCCCAAUGCCGCGUUUGACACAGAGUUGCCGGACAUGCGCGAGUUUUACGAGCUCGAAAUCGACGCGCUGAGAAAGGGCCUGGGACACGCGCUCGGCGAGAGAGGCUGGUGGGGUAAAGUCGGCGAGGUCGGGGCUAAAUGGAAGGACCUGCAAGCGGCCGCCGCGGACAAGGGGCUGGUUUUGCUGGAGGUUAGUGCCGGAGACGAAGAUUCAGAUGAGGAGGAGGUGUUGUAA
This is a messenger RNA of Apiotrichum porosum, 1188 nucleotides long. RefSeq lists its product as uncharacterized. The coding region runs from base 1 to 1188 and encodes 395 amino acids. Lineage: Eukaryota; Fungi; Basidiomycota; Tremellomycetes; Trichosporonales; Trichosporonaceae. The record is from RefSeq and is a predicted model, not a curated record. Gene Ontology annotation, biological process: spliceosomal tri-snRNP complex assembly. The transcript is spliced from 4 exons.